CACUCGGUGUACGAAGCCCUGCAUUUCCGACAGCCCCUGAAUGCAGCAGGAGUCCUCCCAGUCGGAUUUGGCUGAACGUGACGCGCUGAGUCGGAGCGGAGCGAGGUUUCCUGGCGGAGCUGCGGAGGAGCAGGAACCGAGCGGGUCUGUCCGUCCGUCCGUCCGUGUGUCCGUCUGCCUCCCUGCCGUUGCAGUCUCUCUCUCUGUCUGUCUGGGACAUUUAAAGCGCUCUUUUCGUCUUCCACGGUCUGGAAACGGCAACAGCGGUUAUGGCUCCAUCGCUGUCCUCCUGCUGUUUUCUCCACUGAGGGACCGUCGGAUGCUCCAGUGCCCAUAGAGGAGGGGGAGGAGGAGGAGGAGGAGGGGGCAUCCCUAUCAUUCUUCGACUACCAGGUUGACUCACCGCUGGAGUGCCUGAACACAGAAGAAGAAGAAGCAGAAGAAGGAGAAGAAGAAGUCUGGGACAGAGUGAACUGAAACGGGGAGGGAAGGCAGGAGGGAGGGAGGGAAAAGCUAACGAGGUGAGGAAAAUUAGACGAGGAGCAAGACAGAAGGAGGCAGGAGAAAGUCGAGUCGGGUCGGGUCGGCAGGGCGAGAGGGGGAAAGAGAAAGUGAUUGUGGGAAAAAAAAAGAAAGCAAACAGUAACAGGGGGACAGAGCUGAGGCCAGGCAAGUACCGGUGCAGGUUGGUCGGAGGUCAAGCAGUCAGACGGACAGCUGACUCGGCUUCAGACGAGACACCUGCCCAGCUUCCACACCAAACACACUACUGUCCCCUCACUGUCAUCACACUGGGAGAAGUGGGAGAACUGGUGACGAGGAGAAGCCACCAUGAGCGACCAGAACGUCGUCAAGGAAGGCUGGGUCCAAAAAAGAGGUGAGUACAUUAAAAACUGGCGACCGCGCUACUUUCUGCUGAAGACAGACGGAUCUUUCAUCGGCUACAAGGACAAACCACAGGACUCGGACCUGGCCUACCCGCUCAACAACUUCUCUGUAGCAAAAUGUCAGCUGAUGAAGACAGAGCGGCCCAAGCCAAACACUUUCAUCAUCCGCUGUCUGCAGUGGACCACCGUCAUCGAAAGGACCUUUCAUGUCGACACUCCAGAUGAGAGGGACGAGUGGGCCGAGGCCAUCCAGAUGGUAGCCGAAUCGCUGGCCAAGCAGGAGGAGGAGGGCAUCCUGUGCAGCCCCACCUCCCAGAUCGAAAAUGUCAAUGAGGAGGAGAUGGACACCACCAUCAGCCACUACAAACGAAAGACAAUGAAUGACUUUGACUAUCUGAAGCUUCUGGGCAAAGGCACUUUUGGGAAGGUGAUUCUGGUGAGGGAGAAGGCGAGUGGCACUUAUUAUGCCAUGAAGAUCCUGAAGAAGGAAGUCAUCAUAGCCAAGGAUGAAGUCGCUCACACACUCACAGAAAGUAGGGUAUUAAAAAAUACUCGGCAUCCUUUCCUAACUUCUCUGAAGUACUCGUUCCAGACUAAGGAUCGGCUGUGCUUUGUCAUGGAGUACGUCAACGGAGGGGAGUUAUUUUUCCACUUGUCAAGAGAAAGAGUGUUUUCGGAGGACCGGACCCGUUUCUACGGCGCUGAGAUCGUCUCUGCUCUGGACUACCUACAUUCAGCCAAGAUCGUCUACCGUGAUCUGAAGCUGGAGAACCUCAUGUUGGACAAAGACGGCCACAUCAAGAUCACCGACUUUGGCCUCUGCAAAGAAGGCAUCACUGACACUGCCACCAUGAAGACCUUCUGUGGAACACCGGAGUACCUGGCUCCAGAGGUGUUGGAAGACAACGACUACGGCCGGGCGGUGGACUGGUGGGGUUUAGGCGUAGUGACGUACGAGAUGAUGUGCGGCCGCCUGCCGUUCUACAACCAGGACCACGAGAAGCUGUUCGAGCUCAUCCUCAUGGAGGAGAUCAAGUUCCCACGAACCCUGUCGGCCGAUGCCAAGUCACUGCUGUCGGGGCUGCUCAUCAAGGACCCCAACAAACGGCUGGGCGGCGGACCGGAUGACGCUAAGGAGAUCAUGCGACACAGUUACUUCGGCACAAUCGACUGGCAGGACGUCUAUGACAAGAAGCUGGUCCCGCCCUUCCAGCCCCAGGUCAGCUCGGAGACGGACACCCGCUACUUCGACGAGGAGUUCACAGCACAGACCAUCACCAUCACUCCACCGGAAAAAUAUGACGAGGACGGGAUGGACGCGGCGGACAACGAGCGGCGGCCUCAUUUCCCACAGUUCUCCUACUCAGCCAGCGGGCGGGAGUGAGCUCUGCCCGGCCAGCCAGUAUCGUCCCCAUUCGUGGCCAUUUUGAGGAAAACACGUAGCCAUUUUAGGAAAAAAAAAAUACCAGUCUCCCCUCUUUUUCUCCUUCUCUGCCUCCUCGCAGACAAGAAAAAGUCUUUUUAGGGACUUUAAAAGAGGUUUUUGCACAGUGGGAUAGACUCCAGACGGUCUCCCACACUAAAAAAUAAGUCUUCUACAUUUUCAGCGCUAUUUACUGCAGAAGGCAAUGUUUUUGUUAUUUAUUUUUUUCUCUCCGUCAGUAUUAAGUUGUCGACCCAGGUUGCGUUCAUCUUUGUCGUUUCUGCCCUUUUUCUUCUUCUUUUUUUGACUUUUUGCACUUGGUUUGGAAGAGCCGUUUUAGGGAACAAAAAACCAAAAAUGUUGCCUUACGUGUGCAGAUGUUUCGUAUCAUACCGACAGGGUGUUUUUUUUUUUGUUUUGUUUUUUUUUUGGGGAGAGGGUGGGUGGGUUUCGGGUUGUGAGGGGUAAUUUUAGUUGAGAUAAGUGCAUGGCUUGUGGUUCACUUAGAAAAAAAGACAAAAAAAAAAAAAGACAAAAAAAUUCUUUCUCAUACAUUUGCCAUGGCAGCGCACAUUCCCCAACCCCAUGGCGAUGAAAAUCACUGUCUGCAGUUAAAAAGAAGAAAAAAAAGAGACAGAAAACAAGAAUGGACGAGUCUGUAUCAUUCUUUUCAUCGUCGCAGUGUUGUAUUUUUUAACCCCUUCGUUUCUUCUCGCACUUUUGUGUUGAUUCGUUUUUGUUUUUGUAAACAGGAAACACUAAACUGCCAGAAACUGCACAGUUCACUCAGGCGCCACAGAGCACAACCGCGUUCAAACUCAGCUAACCGCUCCAGCUUUCCACAGCCGGCAGGGGAACGAGGCCUUUCUCUGCCUUCUCACCGCUUCUCCUCGUCCUCCUUUUCCUCACCUCCUCUCUUUGUUUCCUCAUCGUAGCUGUAGGACUAGUGGAAUGGAUGUUUACAUAGGGAAACGUGGCUUAAUGUAUGCACUGUAUGUAUGUGGGACAUGGGAUCAACCUUAUGCUGUCAUAACACACACACACACACACACACACACACACACACAGUGAAACAGGAGAUUAGCCUCAAGUCUGCAGUUUCCAUCCAGAAACUCAAAUCUGGUGUUUUCCAGUCGAGGUGUGUCUGACCUGCUGCCACCAUCCCCACCUUAAAAACCACUGAGCUCUUUUUCCUGUAGACGACUGAGGUCAUCCGUGUAAUUUACGACCUCUGUUCUGGAUACAUCUUCUGUCUUAUUUCAAAUGCUCCUUAAAAUUACACAUGCUUUGUUUGUACUCAUUCUAGAUCGUAACCCUUGAAGACCUGAACAGACGCCGACGACCAAAAAA
Sphaeramia orbicularis (orbiculate cardinalfish) is the source of this 3660-nucleotide messenger RNA. It is a transcript of the gene akt3b, whose product is annotated as v-akt murine thymoma viral oncogene homolog 3b. Gene Ontology annotation, biological process: protein phosphorylation. Bases 832 to 2271 code for a protein of 479 amino acids. NCBI's taxonomy places the organism in Eukaryota, Metazoa, Chordata, Actinopteri, Kurtiformes, Apogonidae. Gene Ontology annotation, molecular function: ATP binding; protein serine/threonine kinase activity. The transcript is spliced from 14 exons. The record is from RefSeq and is a predicted model, not a curated record.